AUAUACGCAUGAACACUGAAUAAUUUCUUCCAUUUGCAGAAUUUCAAUUUCAAAGUUGUUCCAUCAACAAUUUGUUCUCUUCUACUUCACAAUUGGCUUCCAAAGUAAUUAAGAUCAUCAAAGAAUGGCUGCUGAAUUUGCUGCCUCUGCUGCUGCCAAUGCUGUAGGAAACCUCACAACAGAAUAUGCAUCACCUUAUGUUAGUUACUUUUUCCGAUUUGGGAAAAUUGUUGAAGAAUUCAAGAAUCGGAGAAAUGAACUUGAAUUGAAAAGUGAUCGGUUAAAAAAUGAUGUCGAAGAGGCUAUAAGGCAAAAUGAGGUAAUUGAGAAGGAUGUCCUAGACUGGUUAAAAAGGGCAGAGAAAGAACUGGAAGAAACCCGGUGUCUGGAAGCUGAAAUAGAACGUAUGAAGUGUUUCAAUUGGUGUCCAAGUUGGGGUUGGCGAUUUUGCUUAAGUAAGAAAGUGGCAAAGAAGACGAUCUCUAUCGAUAAACUACUUGUGAGUUGUAACUUUCCCCAGGUGGGGCACCGUGCUCCUCUAGAAGGAAUAGAAUUCUUCACCUCUAAAGAUUUCAUGCCUAAUGAGUCUUCAAAUUUUACUUUCAAUGAGAUCAUCAAGGCUCUAAAUACUGAUGGUGUGAACAUGAUUGGAUUGUAUGGAAUGCCAGGGGUAGGCAAAACAACUUUGGCAAAAGAAGUUGGGAAGCAUGCUAAAGAGCAAAAGCUCUUUGACAAAGUUGUGAUGGCUACAAUGUCCCAAGCGCCAAACCUCAGCAAAAUUCAAGAUAAAAUUGCAGAAUUAUUAGGUUUGAAAUUUGAAGCAAGCACGAAAGAAGGAAAAGCAGAAGAGUUAGAGCGGAGAUUGCAAGGCGUGGAGAAGAUCCUCAUAAUUAUCGAUGAUGUUUGGAAUGAAUUUAAAUUGCAGACUGCAGGUAUUCCAUUCGGAGUUGAACAAGGGGGUUGCAAAGUUCUUCUGACCACACGUCUUUAA
Molecule: messenger RNA, 991 nt
Organism: Durio zibethinus
Lineage: Eukaryota; Viridiplantae; Streptophyta; Magnoliopsida; Malvales; Malvaceae
Source: RefSeq, a predicted model, not a curated record